GGCCGAAAAUUGAAGGGGAAGGAGCAUGGAUCUUUCCAAGCUGUAGCGAUCACUGACUCACGUCAUUAAUUUAAUAAGAUAGAAUGCACAAAGCUGGACAUAACAAGAGGAGUGAUCAUAAUCAGAAUCAUGGAGAGCUACACACAGUUUCUUGGGUUUGUUCUCGUCGCUCUUGUCCUGGAAGUGGGCUUGGCUCAGGACACUCCAAGGACGAUUGUCACUUCAGAUUUCUUCAAUACCCUCCUUUUCUCAAGAUGGUAGUUGUGAGGGAAAAGGCUUCUACAACUAUGAUUCGUUCAUAUCCGCCGCUGAAAGUUAUGGCGGCUUCGGCACCACCGGCCGGCGGCACCGACGUUCAAAAGAGGGAGCUAGCUGCUUUCCUUGCUAAUGCCAUGCAUGAAACAGGAAGCUUCUGCAAGAUAAGCGAAACAGAUGAUCGUUCCGACCACUGUAAUCAAAACUACCCGCAAUAUCCUUGUGCUCCAGGCAAAAGUUACUAUGGCAGAGGACCGUUGCAGCUAUCAUGGAACUUCAACUAUGUUGCAGCAGGGCAGGCCAUUGGCUUCGACGGCUUGAACAACCCGGAGAUCGUGGCUCAGGAUAAAGACAUAUCUUUCAAGACAGCAGUGUGGUUUUGGAUGUCCAACAGCAACUGCCACCAAGGGAUCACCACAGACGGCGGCUUUGGCUCCACCAUCAGAGCCAUUAACAGUGGUGAGUGCAGUGGAGGAGCUCCGGACAAGGUGCAGUCCAGGGUCAACUUCUACCAGCGGUUCUGCCAGCAGUUUGGCGUAGACCCAGGCCAGAACGUCUACUGCUACAUUAAUUCCGCCACCAAUGCCCUCCUAAUUCCGCCAUACUAUUGCAGACAUGUACUAGAUAUAAGCAUGUUCUCAUUUAAAUAA
This is a messenger RNA of Nymphaea colorata (pocket water lily), 905 nucleotides long. RefSeq names its product endochitinase 4-like. The coding region runs from base 84 to 905 and encodes 273 amino acids. NCBI's taxonomy places the organism in Eukaryota, Viridiplantae, Streptophyta, Magnoliopsida, Nymphaeales, Nymphaeaceae. Gene Ontology annotation, molecular function: chitinase activity. The transcript has 4 exons. The record is from RefSeq and is a predicted model, not a curated record. Gene Ontology annotation, biological process: chitin catabolic process; cell wall macromolecule catabolic process.